Molecule: messenger RNA, 4317 nt
Organism: Phyllostomus discolor (pale spear-nosed bat)
Lineage: Eukaryota; Metazoa; Chordata; Mammalia; Chiroptera; Phyllostomidae
Gene: CBARP
Product: CACN subunit beta associated regulatory protein
Exons: 10
Coding region: 839-3043 (734 amino acids)
Biological process (GO): negative regulation of voltage-gated calcium channel activity; negative regulation of calcium ion-dependent exocytosis
Cellular component (GO): secretory granule; plasma membrane
Molecular function (GO): transmembrane transporter binding
Source: RefSeq, a predicted model, not a curated record
GGACCGCGGAGCCCAGGAUCACGGUCGGCUCUGGUGCCCGCCUUGGCUCGGGACCACUGUCCUUUCCCGGCAAGGCACGAGGAAGGUACCGGAGAAUUCGGGGAGGGCGUGGGAGCCAACCCGCGGCGUUCUGCACCUCGCCUUCCGAGGCUGGAAGAGGGACCCCCCCCCCCGCCCCACGCCCGCGCCCUCUCGGGCCUCAGUUUACCCCUGGAAAUCCAUGCGGGCUGUGGCGUUUCUGCCUCUUGGCUUAGCCCGAGAUUUAGAUGUGCCUGGAGCCCCUCUCUCUGCCUGUCCUCGGUCGUCAUCCCCGCCCCCGGGGCCGGAUGUAAGCUCGGGAAACCGAGGCCCAGCGGGACCUCGGGGUCUAGCCCUUGGGGAACCUCCGCCCUCGCUCCGGUCCCCGCCCACCCCGAGAGUCCACCUCUCUUCUUCCCCCGCCUCCUGCCAUCUUUUCUGGUCUCCUGUCAUGUCCAUGCGCCUCUGCCCCCUCCCCCUCCAGCCUGAACUCAUUUCACAACCUACAUAUGCGCGCGCCCUACCCCCGAGGAGAUGGGAACCGCGGCCAGACCCUGAUCCUGAGCGUUGAGGACACCUGACUUUCGCCAACACCCACCCUAUAUUUGGGCCUCAGUUUCCCCCCCUAUCUCGUGGGGUCAGAACCCGAAAGAGUUGGGGACACUGGAGCCUGUGUACAGGUUUCCCUUUCCUCUGGGGAAGGACCGAGAGGGAGCCCAGACUAUUCAACGCUGCCGGUCAUCAGGCUCCAGUUUGAGAUUCCAGACUGCGCCCCUGUCUUUCCCGCUGCGGGGAGGGUCAGGGCCCUCCUCACAUCAGAAUGCAGCCCACUGCUAUCAUGGCCACAGCUGCCACCACUGCCACUGCAGCCACCCCGACCAUGACGUGGGACAACAACACCACAGUCCACCCCACUGCAGAGCCCGAACCCAUCCUGGACAGCUACAUGCUGCUAGUGGUGGUGAUGUCGCUCUUCGUGGGGGGGACCCUUGUGGUCCUGUCUGGUGUGUUGCUCCUGUGCAGGCGCUGCUGGGAAGUCCACCAGAACUUCAACAGAGCCACAGAGGAGUUAGAGAAGACCACCACCACCUACCUGGACAAUGGUACCCAUCCGGUCCAAGACCCCGAAUUGAGGGGGGAGGACCUCGAGGGCCAGGAUGCAGAGACCGAGCGCUUCCUGUCCACCAGCUCCACUGGCCGCCGCGUGUCCUUCAAUGAGGCAGCCCUGUUUGAGCAGAGCCGGAAGGCACAGGACAAGGGCCGAAGGUAUACCCUGACAGAAGGGGACUUCCAUCACCUGAAGAAUGCCCGUCUCACCCACCUGCACCUGCCACCCCUCAAGAUUGUCACCAUCCAUGAGUGUGACUCCAGUGAGGCCAGUGCAGCUGCCAUGCCCCACCCCACUGCCCCUCCCAAGGCCAGCCUUGCCAUAUUCCAGCCCCCGGGGAAGGCCCUCACUGGCCGCUCUGUGGGCCCCAGCUCCGCCCUGCCAGGUGACCCCUACAACUCUGCCAUGGGCCCUGCUGACUUCGAGAUCAGCCCCUCUGCAUCCAGUGACUCCGGGGAAGGCGCCUCGCUGGAUAUGGGUGCUAGCAGCACCAAACCUAAUGGGCCUGGGGCUUCUGUAGGGCCCCAGGAGGUGGGCCCUGGCUCUGGGGCAGGCCCUGUCCUGCAGUUCUUCACUCGCCUGAGGCGCCAUGCCAGCUUGGAUGGGGCCAGCCCCUACUUUAAGGUCAAGAAAUGGAAGCUGGAGCCUAGCCAGCGGGCAUCAAGUCUGGACACAAGAGGCUCCCCCAAGAGGCACCACUUCCAGCGGCAGCGGGCAGCCAGCGAGAGCAUGGAGCAGGAGGAGGGGGACACACCCCACAUGGACUUCAUUCAGUACAUUGCCAGCACAGGCGCUGCCAUGGCCUUCCCGCCCCCCUGCCCCUUUCUGGCCAGCCCCACCAGCCCGUCCCCCGCUCUCGGCAGGCUAGAGGUGGAGGAGGAGGCAGGCGCCAUGGGAGGAGUGAGCCCUGAGCCCCCCACGGAGCGCAACGUAGGUGGUUCGGGGCAUGAGCAGCAGCUGGAGUCAGACAGUGAGAGAGAUGCAGGGCCGGAGCAGGCCCAAACCACCUACCGUGACAUCUGGAGCCUGCGCGCCUCGCUUGAGUUGCAUGCAGCCACUGCCUCAGACCACAGCAGCAACGACCGUGACUCAGUGCGAAGCGGUGACAGCUCUGGCUCCGGGGGCACAGCACCCGCCUUCCCACCGCCCUCGCCACCGCCUGUGCUGCGGUCUUCGGAGGGUGAGGUGGGAGGGCCACGCAAGCUGCUGCAGAUGGACAGUGGUUAUGCCAGCAUCGAGGGGCGCAGCGCUGGCGAUGAUGGGCCUCCCAGUGCACCCCAGAAGCGUUCCUCCUCCAUCAGUGCAAGCCAUGCGGCUACCAUGGGGGGCAGCUUCGAUGGGGCCCAGGUCGAGGAGUCCACCUGGCCUCCCAGCCCACGUGCCUGGCCCCGUCGCACACCGCGCCGGGACUACAGUGUGGACGAGAAGACUGAUGCGCUUUUCCAUGAAUUUCUACGCCAUGAUCCGCACUUUGAUGAUGCCCCGCCCACUGCUGCGCGCCAUCGAGCACGCGCACACCCGCACACCCAUGCACGCAAACAAUGGCAGCAGCGUGGCCGGCAACACAGUGACCCUGGCGAGCGAGCCAUGCAUUCUGCACCACCUGGGCCCGACCCCCGCCCCACACGGGCACCUCUGCGCCGUGGUGACAGUGUCGACUGCCCGCCAGACAGCCGCACAGGUGAAGAACCGAUGGCUGUCCCAGCGUCCACCAUCCCUGCCAUCGAGGAGGAACCUGGCAGUGGGUGCCCUGGAUCAGGCCUGUGUGCCCGGCCCUCAGGGGCAUUGCUGGACAAGCUGGCAGCCGGCCUCGAGGAUAGACUCUUCCUGCCACACCUUGCCCAGACAGUCAGUGCAGCCCCCACACUGGCUGCUGUCACUGCAGCACCCACAUCGCCAGACCACAGUCCUGCCUAAGCCCCAAGCCCCAUUUUCCAGCUCCUAUCACAUGUACAAGGGCUCCGCAGAUGGACAUACCAAGGACAUGAGGUCCAGGUGCACAUGCACUGAGAUCUCAUGCACACAUGUACUGCCCUGGAUGCCCACGCUGCCCCAGUGUGCAUGUGCCCAGUCCCCAUCGGUCACUAAGCUGGAUUCCUGUGUUACUUCCAGGCACAAGGACUCUGGCCCUUGUGGCCCAUCUGGAGGGAAUGAGGCGUAUUCUCAUCUUUGCACUUUGGAGGAACAUACUCAACUGUUCUUACCCCAGACAGUGUGGCCUCUAGAUAGUGCUAGGCUGUCAUUUGCAGGAGGCACAAGCGCAACACACCCUUCCCUGGGCCAACUGAGCCUCGAGGCAUGUCUGGGCUGCAGGAGCUGAGUCCACACCAGGGUGCAUGCUCUAGGCCCACUGGAACAUGGACUGCAGUGUACUGAGGAUCAGUGGAGUGCACCGGCAUUGCUGUCAAUUACUGGAAGCCGUUCUCACCACUGCGUGUGUUUGCUGCAGCCCAAGCCUCCUCCAAGCAAUAACCACACUACUGCUGCCCCCAGGCCUGGACAAGAACUCCUUGCAGUCCCCUCUGGGUAUCUGCAACUGCCCUCCGCAUGUGAGUGGGCUGCCUGCCUCACAGCCACACAUCCAAAGAGCCCCAAGACUCAUCAGUGUUUGAGACUUCCACAAAAUCCAAGUGGCCAAGGUUUCAAGUUUCCCAAGCUUUAUUUAUUGCCAAAAAAUGGGGCAGCUAAGCCGCCCUGCCCCGCCAAGCUUCCUGCAGUCUGUGUACCAUUUAGUGAUGGAAUUUCUUGUUUUCUGGUUGACUAUAAAUAUUUACUGCAUACUCUUGUUCGCUCUGAGUUUUCUCUGGGGACCUAGGAGCAGAGGCCUUGGGGAAAAGGGCCAGGAUUCUGCCGUCACACUUGGCCCCUGUGCUGUGGAGCUGUAGACCUUAGGGCUGAGCCCAAGAGCCUAUUCAGCUUUGGAGAGGCAAGGUUGCCAGUACAAGAGCACAGAGACCCAGUGUGGCAGAAGACCCCCAUGGAGGCCCAGGACCUCCAUGCACUGAGAGCGAGACCUGAAUACCUCGGCCAGCCCCUGCACUGUGGGACCCACGGAGGGGCCCCAGGCACAGACUCAGAUGACACCUGACAGCACAUCUUGCCACCCGACAAUUUCCAAACACCCCUCACAACCACAGCUCAAACUGACCAGUUUUAUUUUUUCUUAAAAAAAAAAAAAAAAAGGAAAAGGA